This is a messenger RNA of Cuscuta europaea, 4025 nucleotides long. The record is from the annotation of a GenBank genome assembly. Lineage: Eukaryota; Viridiplantae; Streptophyta; Magnoliopsida; Solanales; Convolvulaceae.
GGUGAAUUUAUAUUUUCGAACUGUAAAGGCUCCGCGUGUCAGUGUUGGGAAAUGUCGGACUGCUUCCAGCGAAAGAUCGAAGUGCGGAGUCUCUCCGGCGAGAAGACAUUUGCUUCGGUUUCGUCGGACCUUAACGUUCAACAACUAAAGCUCAUUCUCAAGCAGACCUUUGUCCCUGCAUCUUCUUCCCCCAAUUUUCAUCUCUUUUUCAAGGGAACAAAAUUGGCACUAGAAAAUAGGUUAAGCAGCUAUUCACUUGGUGAUGGCGAUUUUUUGGUUCUUAUUCCUUUUGCAAAGAAGGAUAGAGACAAGCCAGAACAAUCUGCAGCACCCUCAGAUGUGUCAGGAUUCGCAACUUCAAAGCUAUCUGAGUCAACGUGGGCUGAUACUGUGGAAGACCUGUCAGUUUUGAGCAGUGCAUUUAGCUGCAAAAAUCAAAAUGAUGUUGAGUUAGAGAUUAAUUUGAAAAAAUGCAACAAAAAUUCCAACAUUCCGUCCUGUUCAUCGCAGAGAAAGCGCAAGCUAAAUUCCCCUGAUAUCAAGACACAAGUUCCUACUGAGGAGUUCAUUUUUGACAUACUGCAGUCAUCUAACAGUAGUAUAGAUGAACAGACAUCUAAGUUUGUUAUGAUUUUAGACUCAGUUAAUUGCUUAACUGAUCCGAGUUCAGGGAACUGCAUAUGCAUUGAAGCUCACAGACAGAACAGUGAAAUGGAUCCAUGUUCAGCCAAAAAUAAAUUGUGCAUGUGCCCAUCAUGGUUGAAACAUAAAAUGAAGUUAUUUUCUUUCAUAAAUGUAUACUAUGCUGUCAUUCAACUUCAAAGUGGACAAGUUACUGUGUACUCUCUGAAGAGAGCACUCGAUAAACUUGGCAAAUUUGGAUUCCAAGCCAGUAUAGUAGAUGUUGAGCAUCUCACUGACCUGUGUGCAAAGGUUAUAACGAUUGUUGACAAUUAUCAUGUGAUAAUGAAUUCUUCCAACCGCAUUGUUAUUCUCAAAACUUCAACUGAAGAGAGAGAUCAGCAUGAUGAUGCUAAAAAAUGUAUCUCACAAUCAAAGAUUGUCAACUCAAUGAAGAGAAGGCAAGAGUGCUUCAAUACAAGUCUCAUGAAGGCCUUAAGAUCAUUUGUGCUUGAAGAUGGGAUCAACUUUUCUACUUUAUCCUUGGAAUAUUUCAUUCUGUAUGUGAAGCAGUGCAGUGAGAAAAAGGGGAAACCAUCAGAUUCUCAUUCGUUUAAAGCACUUUGUCAUGAUACAAACCCCAUGCUUCCUGUCGAAAUGUUGGAACAUCUUAGGAGAUGCAUUGGAUCUAAAGGACAGGUUGUUCAUGUUGAAGAGAUCAAUGCUCGGAAUGCCACUUAUGUUGAGAUUCCAAGUGAACUUUCAGAACUUACAAAGGUUGCACUGAAAAAUAUUGGUAUUACUAGGUUAUAUAGCCACCAGGCUGAGUCGGUUCAGGCAUCUCUUGCCGGCAAAGAUGUAGUUGUGGCAACAUUGACAUCCAGUGGGAAAUCUCUUUGCUACCACCUUCCUGUUCUUGAAGUUCUAUCCUACAAUUCGUUAGCAUGUGCAAUAUACCUGUUCCCAACUAAGGCUCUUGCACAAGAUCAACUAAGAGCUUUAUUGGCCAUGACAAAUGAACUGGAUCAUAACAUAAACAUUGGCGUUUAUGAUGGAGACACUUCUCUGUCAGAUAGAACGUGGCAACGUGAAAACUCUAGACUGUUGAUCACAAAUCCAGACAUGUUACAUAUGUCUAUCUUGCCAUUUCAUGGGCAAUUCAGACGGAUCCUUUCUAAUUUAAGGUUUAUCAUUUUAGAUGAAGCACAUGCUUAUAAGGGCGCAUUUGGAUGUCAUACAGCCCUUAUUUUGAGAAGGCUUCGUCGGCUCUGCUCGCAUGUUUAUGGUAGCAAUCCUUCUUUUAUAUUUUCUACUGCCACUUCUGCAAACCCUGCUGACCACACCAAGGAGCUUGCAAAUUUGCCAGCAAUUGAGCUGAUUCAGAAUGAUGGUAGCCCUUCUGGUCCAAAAACAUUUGUGCUCUGGAAUCCUCCUGUGUGUCUCAGAACAGUUUCAAAGAGAAAUAAAAAGGGUACAAAUGCUAUCAACUCUACUGAUGGAUAUAGAAGUAUGGUUGCGGGAAGAUCAAGUCCUAUGGUGGAGGUAUCAUACAUUUUUGCUGAAAUGGUGCAGCAUGGGCUUCGUUGUAUUGCAUUUUGCAAAACGCGCAAACUUUGUGAGCUUGUCUUAAGCUACACACGCGAGAUACUUCAGGAAUCAGCACCUCACUUAGUCGAUGUUAUUUGUGCAUACCGAGCUGGCUAUGUUGCAGAGGAUAGGAGAAGGAUUGAGCACGACUUUUUUAGCGGUAAGAUGUGCGGUAUUGCUGCCACAAAUGCUCUUGAACUGGGAAUAGAUGUUGGACACAUUGAUGUGACUUUACAUCUAGGCUUUCCGGGUAGUAUAGCUAGCUUAUGGCAACAAGCUGGAAGAUCAGGAAGAAGGGGAAAUCCAUCAAUCGCUAUCUAUGUAGCUUUUGGAGGGCCAUUGGAUCAAUAUUUCAUGAAGCUCCCAAACAAACUUUUCCAGAGUCCAGUUGAGUGUUGUCAUAUUGAUGCCAAUAACCCACAGGUGCUCGAACAACAUCUGGCAUGUGCUGCUUUCGAACACCCACUAAGCCUGCAUCACGACAAGAAGUAUUUUGGUCCUGGACUGGAAGGUGCAGUAAUGACACUAAAAGAUAAGGGAUAUCUGGGUACUGAUGUGUCACGUGAUUGUAGUGCUAGAAUUUGGAGCUACAUCGGGCCUGAGAAAGUUCCCUCAAAUGCCGUAAAUGUUCGGGCAAUUGAAACAGGACGAUACCAAGUAAUUGAUAAACAGAAGAAUGAACUUCUAGAAGAAGUCGAAGAGAGUAGGGCAUUUUUCCAGGUUUAUGAAGGGGCUGUUUAUAUGAAUCAAGGAAAGACCUAUCUUGUGAAGGAAAUGGAUUUAUCAAGUAAAAUUGCUUGGUGCCAGGAAGCAGACUUGAAGUAUUACACAAAAACUCGUGACCUUACUGAUAUUCAUAUCACUGGGGGUAACAUUGCCUAUCCAGCUAGGAAUUUGAAUGUCCCAUUUGCAAGAACAACUGCACGAGCACAGGUUUGCAGAGUAACCACUACCUGGUUUGGUUUCCGCCGGUUAUGGAAAAAAAGCAACCAAGUUUUUGACACCGUUGAACUGUCACUUCCAAACUACUCUUAUGAAUCCCAGGCUGUUUGGGUUCCAGUCUCUGUGAUGAUAAAGAAAACAGUUGAGGCCUUAAAUUAUUCAUUUCGAGGAGGUUUACACGCUGCUUGUCAUGCUGUUCUUAAUGUAGUUCCUUUGUUUGUGAUUUGCAAUACAUCUGACAUAGCUUCGGAGUGCGUAAACCCUAAUGACUCCCGUUAUGUUCCAGAAAGAAUUUUACUUUAUGAUCCACGUCCUGGAGGAACUGGGAUUGCAGCACAGAUGCAACCCUUAUUUACUGAGCUUCUGACUGCUGCCUUGGAACUUCUCACAUCAUGUCAUUGCUCUGGUGAUGCUGGUUGCCCCAACUGUAUACAAAAUAUUAUUUGUGAAGAAUAUAAUGAGAUUCUUCACAAGGAUGCAGCUAUAAUCAUACUUAAGGGUGUUAUCCAAGCAGAACAAGUCUGUCCUUAGCAAAUGUGUUUUGCCGAAUCACCAACAAAUGAUUAAUCAAAUUUGCUACUCUGGGAUUGCUGGAUAGAGUUGAAAUUCACAUGUCAGCUCAUUUUCGAGUACUUGCGUUGAGUUAGGCUAGUAUUGUAAGGCAUAAUAUAACCCUAGUGCAUUGGAAUGGAAUCUUCAUACCAUGGUUGUGCGUGGUUUCUUAAGCAUUAACCAUUUGCCAUGUAAUGAUCUUUAUAUUAUUAUUAUGUCUGUUUACGUAUAUAUACAGUUAUGAUAUGUAAUCAAUUAAUUCAAUUGAUAUUUGUUGCGUAGUACUAUGUUAGUACUUAUAUGAUCUAAAAGUAUAAGUGUCA